Molecule: messenger RNA, 414 nt
Organism: Dovyalis caffra
Lineage: Eukaryota; Viridiplantae; Streptophyta; Magnoliopsida; Malpighiales; Salicaceae
Source: the annotation of a GenBank genome assembly
AUGGGAGUGAUUCAAAUGUGGGGACUUUGUUCGGAAGAAAGGGAGCUUCCUAAAUACAUUCGCUCGAUUCGGUUUGCUAAGACCCAUGAGGCAAUUACUUCAUUGACCUCAAAAGCUAGGCCAGUAAGCCACGAUGUCGAGUAUUUACUUGAUGCCAGUACUAAAAUUUUGAUGAACAUGACCAAGCAAGUUCUUGACAGCAUCAAGAGAAUCCAAAGGAAAUGGACAACUGACGAACAGUUGCAUCAAUCAAAAGAAUUGUGUCAAUUACAUGACGAUUCAUCAGAUGAUCAAACAUUCAUUGACUGGAAAUCCCAACUAGCUGACAAAAACAAACUUGAUGACUUGGAUUUCAAAUGGGACCCGCGUAAACCGUUUUCCACCUCAUUUGGAAAACCCGAUCGCCUUCCGUAG